AUGUCAUCUACAUUCCCCCUACCGCAGGAAUGCCUCGAGGCCAUCAUCCGUACUCUUGCUUGUUUCCUUGGUAUGGGCUCUGUCGCAACUAUGUUGCGUGUGAACAAAUACGUCUGUUCUAUUACUCUGCCUGUACUCUAUGGACUGGGUCCCAUCUCUGUGUUGAAUAAGAAUUAUCGCAAGGGCUCCCCUGGCUUCAAGCGUCGGCAAAAGUUGAUUGCCACUCUCCUCCUUGGUGUUCCCAAGAUCCGCAUCACCGAACUCCUCCGUGUUACCUUUCUUCAAGACUCCAUCGAUGACCAGGAUCAUUCCCCUGCACCCUAUGCUCCGUACCAUUCGUUUGCGACCGCGAUUUCUUUGAGCAACUGCAACGACGCCUUUGACGGAGACCUUCGCCAGAUCGAUGAGUUUCGCGAUGACUACUUUAGCCAGGACGAUGACUCGCCACCUUCUCAGAGACUGCUCGAUUUUGUGAAGGAUCACAGACUCCUCCGCAGGGACCUCACGUGGGCGUUGUGUUCGGAUGUGGAGCGUCUCAGGUUUCUUGAGAUCCCUGUAUCCGACAUUGACCGCUACCUGCCUUUGAUCGACCAGCUCAAGGCUCUAACAAAGGUGAGGUUCGAGCUAAAUCGAUGGCUGUUCCCCACCAACGUUGAUCUUGACGAGCUGACGCCCGAGCAGCGUACUAUUCUGAGCCACCAGCGAGACGAGCGGAAGCAACACCUCGACCAGAUGGUGCUCUUUGUCCAGGGCCAUCGACGCCACCACGGUAGCGUUCUCCAGGCUGCUACAUGCUCUGGGGAGUACCCUCUCCUCGCCGAAAAGUGCCCAGAUGAGUAUGCGGAGCAGCUUACCCGCCUUCUUCCUCCCCUUCUUGAUCCCCAGGCGCUUGGCAGUAACAAUUGGAACCAGUUUACUACCAAGGUCAAGGAAACUAAUUUAUUGGCCGUCAAGUCGAUCACGCCACCGCAAGGUCAACCAGGAGCAUUAAGUCUGCCUCGACUCCUCGAACAGUCUCCAUUCCUCCAUCGUUGUCGGUCACUCGAGAGUAUCCAGUUGAAAUCUUUCACCGACGAUGUCUUCCAAUGGGCUGUUGACGAACGCAGGCAGCACGACGCCGACAUUUCAGCUGGAUGCACUCCUCAAAGGCCACUGAUCCCUCUCCAAAAUGCUACAGUCAACAACGAGCGCCCUACCGACGGACGCCUCAUCAACGACAUUGGAUACAGCUUUGGCGAGACCCUCCAAUAUCUUGAUGUAAGACCUCUUACAUUUGGAUGGGGCCUUGCUGAUAUCAUUCCAGAUUCGGUCGAGUGCUCGGUUGGAGGUCGCCCGCCUUGGUCAUGCUGGCAUGCGCCCCUGCUGAGUCGUUUGUUUGUCAAUGCAUACCAUAAUUCCCUCCGCAUCCAUCCUCGCCUUUUCGCCCAGUGCCCACAGCUGAAGUUCAUCGAACUUGCAGAUCGGCGCCAGGUGUACUCGUCCAGUGACAUUACUCGAUACGAGCCAGCGGACCUUGGCCAAUUGAUGACGCUCACAUUGCAAGGAUCGCCAGCCAUCUCGUUCCACCCAGGUAUCCUCAGGAACACACCCGAGCUAAGCUCGUUGACUCUGACGAUGGCUGAUAAGCCGUCGUUCAUACCGCCGAUGGCCGAAUUGGAAGAACCUAGGGAGGAACUUGAGGAUGACUCUGUGGAAUUAACACCAACUGCCAUCGGGACAACACCUAGCCCUCCUGGACGAUCCAUCUGGACCUGGGAUUGGGAUCUGCCUAAGUUGACGGACUUGGAGCUCACCUCGGAGUUUGCGUACCGGUUCCAGUUCAAGUUGCUCCGGAGCACACCCUCUUUGGAACGGUUCUUGGUCGACAUCAGGUCUUUGUCUGGCCAGCACAAGAGGACCGUCCGCGUCAAGGACCUUCUUCAAAACACGCAAGACUCGACGGCCGCAGACGACACACAUGACGAAGGCGACGACGAAGCCCUGGACCUGUUGCAGUUGCAAUACAUUCACCUCCCCAACUUGAGCGACUUUUCUCUGAUCGGAAACUGGACUUUGGGUCGACGAAUAUUGACGAUCCUGUGCAGAAAGGUGCUUCCCAAUAGCCGGAAUUUGACUUUGCGGAGGUGUAGCGGGUUUGGUUUGCACGAUUUGGUCAAGACGACCUUGAAGCACCUUCCGAAACUGCAGUCGGCGACGGCAUCUUGCGAAGUGACCCCUGAAUCGGCGUCUCAGGUUGGGUUGGUCAUAGAGUAUGACGGUCGAGGAACAGGCGAUGGUGUAUGCUGCCGUCUUGUUGACCGGUCUCCUGAGGAUGCAACUGAGGAUGCAACUGACAAGGCAAUCAUCGACUGUUACUUCUAUUGA
Messenger RNA from Linnemannia hyalina, 2364 nucleotides. NCBI's taxonomy places the organism in Eukaryota, Fungi, Mortierellomycota, Mortierellomycetes, Mortierellales, Mortierellaceae. The record is from the annotation of a GenBank genome assembly.